Trematomus bernacchii (emerald rockcod) is the source of this 3853-nucleotide messenger RNA. RefSeq names its product chromosome unknown C16orf72 homolog (gene hapstr1a). Lineage: Eukaryota; Metazoa; Chordata; Actinopteri; Perciformes; Nototheniidae. The record is from RefSeq and is a predicted model, not a curated record. The transcript is spliced from 5 exons. Bases 183 to 1049 code for a protein of 288 amino acids.
AGUUAGCUGAGCUUAUCUUCACAGAUGGUAGUGGGGCCAGAGAGCAACGCUGUAUUGUAGGGGCAAACUAUUACAAAUCAAACAGCAUUCAUGAAUUUACUCAAAUAAUUAUUCAUAUAGGGCCCGAUAUUAAUAGUUUAAUAUAUAAAAAGGAGCAUCUAACUCCUGUUUUGGUGCAUUAAAUGGAGGAGAAGAAGGAAGACGGAGACUCGGAGAUACAGGAACACGGACCCGAGCACUGGUUCUCAAAAUGGGAGCGGCAGUGUUUGGCCGAAGCGGAGCAGAGGGAGCCGAGCGAGGAGGAGGCCGACAACGACCAGGAUAAACUGUGGCAUCUCUUCCAGAACUCCGCCACCGCCGUGGCACAGUUAUAUAAAGACAGAGUAUGCCAUCAGCAGGGCCUGUCAUUGUGGGUGCCAUUUCAGAACUCUGCCACAGCAGUCACCAACCUCUACAAAGAGAGCGUGGAGGCCCAUCAGAGAACCUUUGAUCGGGGCAUCCAGACAGGCCACCAGCGCCGUAAUAAGGACAUGCUGGCCUGGGUGAAGAAGCGACGGAGAACCAUCCGCAGGGAGGAUCUUAUCAGCUUUCUGUGCGGCAAAGCACCACCGCACAGGAGUAGCAGGACCAACACCCGGCUGGCCAUGGUGGCCCCGAGUCGGGCUAACUCUCCAGCGGAGACCGGCUCAUCUGUGGAGGCAGACCUGCAGCCCUUCAGGGAGGCCAUAGCACUGCACGGUCUGAGUGGAGCCAUGGCGAGCAUCAGCGUCCGCUCCGGUGCUCCAGGGUCUCCCACACAUGUGAGCGGGAGCAGCAGUAACGGAGGCGGGGCCGGCGUAGGCGCUUCCUCCGGAUCGGGGCCGGUGUGCCGCAGCCGGCGCAACGGGCUCCAGGACGUCGACCUGAACACUUUCAUCUCGGAAGAGAUGGCGCUGCAUCUGGACUCUACAGCCUCCGCCGGAGGGGGAGGAGCCAGGAAAAGAAACUCCACCCAGUGCAGCGAUGUCAUCACAGACUCUCCUACGCACAAACGCAACAGGAUGAUCUGAUGUGCUGCCUGCCUGUGUGUGUGUGUGUGAGGGGGGUAAGCCUUCAGAGCCAAGGCUAGGAGAGGGAGGGAGGGGGUUGAAGGGGCGAACAUGGGACAGAUGCACAGAGGGAUGGACAGACAUUCAGCUGCCUGGCUGUGCAGAAGAACGUCUGAAAACGCAGACAGAUGGUCCCCGUUUGCUCUUUUCUGGUGGUGAAUUUACUCUAUUCCUUGUCUCCUUUCCCUGCUCUAUUGCUACAAAUCACUGCAAUCAGAACACUUAAUGAGUGUGUGUGACGAGGAGGUCCGGACGCCAUCGCCCCCGCCCCGGAAAGGAGACAACGAAGGAAGACUCAUCAUGGGAUACAGACAGUUCUCAAACACGCACUGUGCUGCUUCGACGAGUAAAAGCCACUUUGAUCCUCGACACAUUUGUGCCCUUCCCUCCCUGAACCCCACUCAUCCUCACCCGCCACCUUAAUAAGGAAGUGAGGGCCAUGAUCGUCUCACUCAGUGAACCGAGUUGCUCGCCAAACGUUGGAGCCCCAACUCUGUCAGAGACUCAACCCUCUGCGACCAACACGUGAUCUUUCUGUUGCUCCACUGUCGUCGGUGGGUGAGCUGAAUCGCAGUAGGACAGGUGUGGGGUCAUCUAGCUUCAGUUACAUUUCUCCAGGUCGAUGGCACGUCACUUUACUCUCCGCUAACUCUGCUUCAACUAUGGCUCCAUUUAGUAAAGCCAGUCGCCAUUUUCAUUAGUUCGUCAAACCACCAGUGUUAAAAUUCUAGGUUUGUUGGCAGCAUUGAUAGCCAAGUUAAUUCUUUCUCCACAUUCUUUCUGUUUUUUAUUUUUUAUUUGUGAAUACAGCUUGUCAUAAAGCUCACCCCUUUACCCUAGUCUUAUACAAAAAGCAACUGUUCUUUUAUGUGAUCUUGUGAUUAUUCUGAGUUGCAAUAAGGACUGCACUUAAUUUUCACCUCUAACUCAUGCAAACAAAUUGGCUCUUCCAUUAUAUCCCAGAUGUAGCCUAGAUUAGCACAACACUCACUGCUUAGAGGAAGUAAACACUCGGUAUGACUAAAAACACACAUUUUUGGUCCAACAACCCUUCAAACAAUUCCGCACAUGGGCUCUACUUGUAUUAAAGAGUCUUUCCCUGCCUGACAAAUGGUUUAUCGGAAGGUAGUCGGUGCUGUUAAGAAAGCAAAAAUCACAGAACCGUUUACAAAGGUAGCGUUUCUAAAUAGACCCACGAAACACGCCAGUCGGAACACACAUUAUUGCAUUAUCUGGCUGGAGUUUGGGUGUUGGUCUGCUUUUUUGUAUCAGGGCCGUGUGCAUUAAUACGACGUGGAGGCUUUUUUUUACAGGAUGAUGAAUAUCCUCGCUGGUUUAAUUCAAAUUGUUGUUGCCUUCCAUCAUUUUGUAACGGUGAAGAGUCAGUGAUACCGCACGAGUCCGAAAUUUCAAGUUCAAGUAAGAAGAACUGGAUUGAAUUUUUUUAUGAUUUAUAUUGAAAGAUACUUGGAGUAUAUCCAAGUUGUUUUUGCACAAUUGGUCUCCUUUAGCAUAGGAUGCUAACAAAGUUUAAAUUAUUAAAAAAUCUUGAGUUAUCAAAUAUAAAUAUCCCCAGUGAUGCCCUGCCAUAUUAGUGAUAGAGUAAAUGUUGGCUUAAACUUGACCUGUAAUACCCGCUGUAGCUGAACCAAUGAGACGUCACUGUUUCCUUCUCCUCAUCCUCCUUUUCGUUCACUCCCCUUCUAUUUGUACGACCUGGAAAAGUGGGUUUUCUUUAGUUGUAUAAAGCAUGCCAGUUUUUAACUUCUGUUACAGUUUCGUCACAGAUUUCAAUUUUCUUUUGCGUUAUAGGUUGGCUUUUAUAUUCAUACAUCAUAUCUGGCUUGUUGGUGGAAAAGAAAAGGCUGAGAUGUGUUGCUUCUGUCAAAGACUUUAUUCUUACAUACAAAGGAAACCACUGAGUUGGACUGAUUUAAAACGAAUAGAUCCAAAUGGAGUUUUGAGUUGGUUACAGAAAAAGUAAUUCAUGGUGAGGAUUCAUGCUUUACAUAUUUCUAAAAAGCAAGAAAUGUAUGUCCUGGUUAGCUUCAGCUAGCACAAGGCUAGUUAAUAAUGUAACAUAGGAAGGAUCAAUGUUUAUUGAAUAGGAACUUCGGCCCUUAAAGACAGCCAAUGGCAGUGUACGGAGAUUAUGUAAAUCCUUUGAACUGACCUGUCAACACGCUCUUAAUUAAAUCGGAGGAAUGCAUUUUGGAUAUUUUAGUUGCUCUUUCUCCGGGCACUGUUUUUGCGUCUAGCACUCCACAUCGACUGAAACCAAAUGGUGCGUGAUGUUACAAAUGAGUGGUUAUCCUCCCCAGUGUUUCUGUUGCAUGACAACAAAGGGAAGACGUGAAGUGGCUGCUGACAGUUUCUCUCCCCCCCCCCCCCCCUCAAAAGGCAGGACUAAAGCGAGUUGGCAGGACGCUGCCAUCUUUCUAAUCCCCCUGUUCAACCUGCAUUGAUUAGCUGGGUUAUUAGGGGGGGGGGGGGGUGCACUUUGUGUUUUUCUUUUCUUCCCCCGAGCCAAUCACCGGCCUUCAUCCACAUUGUUCUCAAAAAGGCUGAGUCAUGCCACGUGUCUCUGGAGCCAACACUAUUAUCAGCUGUUUCUUGAUACUUAUUUGUUUAAAAAGUAAUAAAUGGCUAAUCUAUAUACUUAACAUUUAAUUGUUGGUAUGAUAUAUGUGGUUCACAUUGUAAAAUAAAUAAAACCAUUGAGUUGCAAAUGGAUCGUCUGUUUCAUUAAAGAAAAGUAAAUGGAG